Messenger RNA from Plasmopara halstedii, 471 nucleotides. RefSeq names its product phospholipid glycerol acyltransferase family protein. Gene Ontology annotation, molecular function: acyltransferase activity. The transcript is spliced from 4 exons. Gene Ontology annotation, cellular component: endomembrane system. The coding region runs from base 1 to 471 and encodes 156 amino acids. The record is from RefSeq and is a predicted model, not a curated record. NCBI's taxonomy places the organism in Eukaryota, Oomycota, Peronosporomycetes, Peronosporales, Peronosporaceae.
AUGCAUUCCGCCAAUUCUACCACCAAGCGGUGGAAUAUCGACCCAGCACUUGAGCCGGAGGAUGAGUACGUGCCUAAUCAAGCUCUACGUACUGCUGCUUUUUCUCUGCGCUUUCUUAAAUACCACCUUCUUACUGUGGCCGGUGACAGUUUUGAGGUGGAGUCACAUCCUCUCGGCUCGCAGCUGUCGUCACAGCUGCUUGGAGGCGUCAAAAUAAUUCUUACUGGUGAUGAAAUUCCACAAUCUAACCCGCAAGAGCACAUGCUUUUGAUUUGCAAUCAUCGAUCUGAAGUCGAUUGGAUUUUCUUUUGGAAUCUAGCACUGCGCUAUGGUGUGCAUGAUCGCAUUCGAGUUAUGCUUAAGAGUAUAAUUCGUUACACUCCUGGUGUCGGGUGGGCUAUGUUACUACUACAAUAUCCGUAUGUUAAUCGAAACUGGGCUACAGAUCAGAUAAGGAACAGCGUUAAAUGA